AUGGUCGCAGAUACCGCCUACUACGACGCCUUGGGGGUGCCCCCCACGGCCACAGAGCUGGAGAUCAAGAAGGCAUAUCGGAAACUUGCUAUUGUCACUCAUCCUGAUAAGAACCCCGGUGAUGAGACUGCGCAUGCCAGAUUUCAGGAGAUCGGAGAAGCCUACCAGGUUCUCAGCAACGAAGAACUGCGAAAGCGUUACGACAAAUUCGGCAAGGAAGAUGCGGUUCCCGGCGGUGGUUUUGAGGACCCGGCCGAAUUCUUCAGCAUGAUCUUUGGUGGCAGCGCAUUCGUCGACCUGAUCGGUGAAAUCUCGUUGAUGAAGGAUCUGACCGCAACAAUGGACAUCACGAUGCAGGAAAUGGAGGAGCAAGAGCUCGCGGAGGCGGCGGAGGAGAAGCUCAACAUCCACGACGAGGAGACCAAGGCAGCUGCCGCGACUGCUGAGGCAGGCCCAUCCGCUGAGACCGCAACCCCCGCGCCCGCGGCUGCUCCGGCUGCAGAACCCUCGGCUCAACCGACCCCGGCCGCCGGCACAAGUACACCCCGUCGCUAUCUCGGACAGCAGGCGCUCAUGGACAAGUCGGAGGAGGAGGCUCGGAUGGAGGCAGCUGGUCUGACUCAGGAAGAAAAGGAACUGCGCAAGAAAGAGAAGAAGAAGGGACUGUCGCGGGAACAACAGGAGCGUCUGGCGGCUUACGAGCUGGAGCGCAAGAAGGCUCGCGAGGAGCGCGUCAACACCCUGGCCACCAAGCUGGUCGACAAGCUCAGCGUGUGGACGGAGACGGACAAGGGCAAGGAUGUGACGCGGGCGUUUGAGGAGAAGAUCCGCCUGGAAGUGGAGAACCUGAAGAUGGAAUCGUUCGGACUGGAGAUCCUGCAUGCCAUUGGCGCGACGUACACGCAAAAGGGUACCUCGUUCCUCAAGUCGCAGAAAUUCCUCGGUAUCUCCGGCUUCUUCUCCCGGCUCAAGGACAAGGGUACCCUGGCCAAGGAAACAUGGACUACGAUCUCGACCGCCAUCGACGCACAGAUGACCAUGGAGGAGAUGGCCAAGUUGGAGGAGAAGGGGGGAGAGGACUGGACGGACGAGAAGCGGGCCGAGUACGAAAAGAAGGUGACGGGCAAGAUCCUGGCUGCUGCAUGGCGCGGCAGCAAGUUCGAGAUCCAGAGUGUGCUGCGAGAAGUGUGUGAUCAAGUGCUGGGCGACAAGCGCAUCAAGCUGGAGAAGCGUGUUGAGCGUGCUCAUGCCUUGGUCAUUGCGGGCAAUAUCUACGCCAAGGCCGAGCGUGAUCCAGAGGAAGAAGGCGACUACAUGGCCUUUGAACAGCUGAUGGCGGAGGCGAUGUCGAAGAAGGGCAAGGACGACAAGAAGAAGAAGAGAGACAAGUCCAAGCAUGAGCACCACGCCGAGGAAGAAGCCACAGCAUAG
Aspergillus clavatus NRRL 1 is the source of this 1431-nucleotide messenger RNA. Its product is annotated as DnaJ domain protein. The transcript is spliced from 5 exons. Gene Ontology annotation, biological process: protein import into peroxisome matrix. The record is from RefSeq and is a predicted model, not a curated record. The coding region runs from base 1 to 1431 and encodes 476 amino acids. Gene Ontology annotation, cellular component: cytosol. Lineage: Eukaryota; Fungi; Ascomycota; Eurotiomycetes; Eurotiales; Aspergillaceae.